Fusarium redolens is the source of this 1113-nucleotide messenger RNA. RefSeq lists its product as uncharacterized. The record is from RefSeq and is a predicted model, not a curated record. Gene Ontology annotation, biological process: regulation of DNA-templated transcription. Bases 1 to 1113 code for a protein of 370 amino acids. NCBI's taxonomy places the organism in Eukaryota, Fungi, Ascomycota, Sordariomycetes, Hypocreales, Nectriaceae. The transcript has 2 exons. Gene Ontology annotation, molecular function: zinc ion binding; DNA-binding transcription factor activity, RNA polymerase II-specific.
AUGAGACCAAUCAUCCCCCUUUAUAAUGAAGAUUCCAGCCCCAAGCCCCCAUCAAGGAUACUGCCCCCUAAGGUCAAGAAGGCGGUACGUCGUUGGCAGCGUGCUGGAAAACCCAAAUCUCGAUCAGGUUGUGGGACCUGUAAAAUCCGAAGAGUAAAGUGUGACGGUUUCCAGCUGACGAAUGCAACUCUAGAGGCGAGACCGAUAUGUGUCCGAUGUGCUAAAGGAAAAUUUGACUGCGACGGUUACACCAGCGAUACGGCCGGAGAAGCGAGCGACUCAAGUGAUUUGUCAAGCGGUACCGAGAGUCCAGCGAUUGGCAACGUGUCCACGUCCCCCGGAACACCCGCAACAAGCCUGGACCUGACCCCAAGUCCCGCAUUAGAUCACUCAGAACCAUGCACCGGGCAUGAACUUACUUUGCCAAGUGCUCUACUUGCGUCGACCCACGGUCCCAUCUACCUUGAGCACUUUAAUCAACAUGCAAAUUUGGGCAAUGCAGUCUUUAGCUACAGCGAGCUUUACUCCAGAAUCGUCCUUCAAGAGACUCUACAAGACGAGUGUGUACAGGACGCCGUCCUGGCGCUCGGAUCAUUCUUUUAUAGUGGCUUUAUCUUAAGUCAACCUGGUAUACAAACAGAGACCGCCAAUCACCACAGGCAUCAAUCUCUUCAGCUCUACAACGUUGCACUCAACAGCUUUGGCAAGCGCAUGCAGAACUCAAAUAGGAUCACACCUCGAUGGGUAGUUCUCAUGACCCCACUGCUAGUCAUGUAUGAGGUACUUCAAGGUGACUUCGAUGCUGCAGACACACUUCUUGGCAGUGCGAUGGAAGUUCUUCGCUCUACAGGGGGCAUCUCGCACAUUUCGACCAGUGAGAGCUCUGACAUAUUUUCUUACACAAGUCUACAAAUUGCCGGAGACGUGAGACCGUUCUUCACAAUGACAAGUAUACAAAUCGCUCAUGAAAAUCUACAGUGGGAUUCUGUUGUGUUUAUUCACUCAGAUCUGCUUGCCGCUGUCAAUAAAGUUGCCAGCUUUGAUGAGGGAUAUUACGGAGAUAUGCCUCAGGACCUGUCGAGUAUGGACAAUGACUAUGGUUGGAUGGAUUAA